This is a messenger RNA of Pseudomassariella vexata, 2120 nucleotides long. RefSeq lists its product as uncharacterized. The record is from RefSeq and is a predicted model, not a curated record. Gene Ontology annotation, cellular component: mitochondrion. The transcript has a single exon. Gene Ontology annotation, molecular function: ATP binding; serine-tRNA ligase activity; tRNA binding. Gene Ontology annotation, biological process: mitochondrial seryl-tRNA aminoacylation. The coding region runs from base 146 to 1687 and encodes 513 amino acids. NCBI's taxonomy places the organism in Eukaryota, Fungi, Ascomycota, Sordariomycetes, Amphisphaeriales, Pseudomassariaceae.
CUACUAUGGUAUGAAGUAAAAUAUUGAGGAUCUCCGAUUAUCAGACGAUUGAGGAUCACGAACAACGUCGAGGCAGGGAGGACUAGCAAUUGUGAAAGAAAUUGUCCCAGUCUUGACAUCGCCAUUGUUCAUCUGACCAGUCACGAUGAGGGUCACCAGAAGACCCUUCAUCUGCCUCCAAUGUCGUCCCAUGCCCUUGAAACCGCGUCUUUUCCACCACUCAACGCGCCUGGGUAACUCGACCCCGAGCUCGACCUCCCCAGAUUCCACUCCAACCCGCCCGACGUCCGCUCCACGGCCGAGUAUCGACGUAAAGCACAUCCGCCAAAACCCCACACUCUACGAGCAAAACUGCCUCGAGCGCAACUACAAGUUCCAGAGCACAUACCCGGCGCGCAUCAACACCCUUCACCAACAAUGGCAAGACCAGCAGCGCGAUGGUCGGCAUUUGCGCGAGCGCAGCAACCUCCUGCGGCACCAAAUCGCCAACCCGGCCUCCAUCCAAGGCGAUGAGGACUCAGCACUGCAACAGCUGCGCGAAAUGACCAAAGAGCAGCUCCUCGAGGAAGCCAAGCAUCUCAAAAUGCAGCUCUCGUCCAUCGAAGCCAACGAAUUGCGCCUCACCUCCGAAAUCGAAGAACUCGCCCUCUCGAUCCCAAACCUUACAAGCGAGCAAACCCCCCGCGGCAACGAACCCCUCGUGCUAUCCUACAUCAACGACCAUCCGGAACCCACACCCGCAGAAUCCGACCGCGUCUGGCGCUCACACGUCCACAUCGGGUCCGAACUAGGGCUCCUCGACUUCGCGGGCGCGGCGACGUCGUCCGGGUGGGGGUGGUACUACCUCCUCGAUGAAGGCGCGCAGUUGGAACAAGCCCUCAUUAAUUUCGCCCUGAGGAUUGCGACGCAGCACGGCUGGCGCCAGGUCACGCCGCCGAGCAUCGUGUACGGACAUAUUGCGGCGGCGUGCGGGUUCCAGCCGCGGGACCAGAACGGGGAGACGCAGAUCUACGCGCUUGCGCAGUCGGCGGCGGACCGGGAGAGGGGUAAGCCCGAACUGGUGUUGGCCGGGACGGCCGAGAUUCCGCUCGCGGGGAUGAAGGCCGAUAGCAUAAUCGAGGAAGCCGACCUGCCGCUCAAGCGGGUCGGGGUGAGUCGGUGUUACCGGGCCGAGGCGGGGGCUCGGGGCGUGGAUACGAAGGGGUUGUACCGGGUGCACGAGUUCAACAAGGUGGAGAUGUUUGCGUGGACGGAGCCGAACCUGUCGGCUACUACCGAGUUGUUCGAUGAGAUGGUGGAUAUCCAGACGGAGAUCCUCGAGAUGCUGGGAUUGCAUUGUCGUGUGCUGGAGAUGCCGUCUACGGACUUGGGGGCUUCGGCUACGAGGAAGUGCGAUAUUGAGGCGUUCUUCCCGUCGAGGAGGCAGAAGAAUGAGGGUUGGGGGGAGGUGACGAGUGCUUCCAUUUGCACGGAUUAUCAGUCUAGACGGUUGGCGACGAGGUUCAAGAGCGGGGGAAAGGUGAAUUUCCCUUGGACGGUCAAUGGAACUGCGUUGGCGGUGCCGAGAGUGCUGGCUGCUGUGCUGGAGAAUGGCUGGGAUGAGAGCCAGAUGCAGGUCAAGCUGCCCGAGUGUCUGUGGGAUUCGAUGGGGCGGGACAGUAUUGAGAUGAAGCAUAGGAGGAAAUAAGCCAGUGGUUUAGUCUACUGGUGUGUACGAAUUGUGUAUAAGGAUGAUGAUCAUAUGGCAGGAGUAUAUAACCUCGAUUCCUAUACCUAAUCACACCCCCUAUCAAUAACCCCGUCAUCGAUCCGGAUCCCGUUCUUGCUCCCGAACCCGGGACUUCAACCACUGCUCCUCGCCCACAGCCCAAUCCUGGUCCUGCUUAUCGAAAUUCCACCUAGCAGCAACCGCCCACCAAGUUCCUGUAUGUCACUCCAAGCAAUACCUAAACCAAAACACCAAAAUCAACCGCAGUCUUGGACGCGUAAACUCCUCCUCCUCCUUUUUCAUCCUCAACUCCUUGCGAUAACGCGUACGUGUGCCCAUCGCCGUUAAACCGAAAACACGAUUGCGAAGGCUAGAGCGUAGAGACGCGCGGCAUGGUGGAACUUCUCGGUCG